AUGUUAGGAACGGACACUGGAAAAGCACGCCACAUAAAAAUUGAAAUUCUAAAUGGUGGUGAGUAUGAGGCUUUGUUAAAUUCAGGAAGACUCAGUCUGUUAGGGGCAAGUUACAACGUGGAUGAAUUUUUGGCUGCACCAAAAAUUUUACUUUGUGGAAGAUGUAAUCAAGGAGGACACAUCAAAAAAUUUUGUCAACAAUCAAAAUUCGACAUUUGUAGACGCUGUGGUGGGGUUCGAACUCAUCUACAAGAUCAUCGAGACUGUCAGAUAAAAUGUCACCACUGCGGUGGUGACCACGAAUCAACUAGCUACAAAUGUCAGUAUAUUUCGGACUUUCGCUAUCAAUUGAUUCAAAAGCUGAGGGAACAUCCGGAAAAACUUCCACCUCAGGUUCAACUUUUCAUUCCAACAGAAUUCAGAGAAAAAAACGACCGUCAGAAAACAAUCGUUAAUAAAAAUGCACGAAAUGAAAGACCGCUUCGUCAACAACAGCAACAAUUUAACAAAACAGAUUCAGAUUCACGUGCAUGGCCCGGUUGGAAUUCUACAACUACAGGGCCGUCUUCUUCCAUUUCUCAGGCUGAUGAGCUAAUUAAGUCCUUCACACAGCGAUUAGAUGAAAUGGAAAAGCGUCAUGAAACAGAAAAUCGAUUAGCACAAGAAAGAUACGAAGCUGAAAAAAUGAGAAUUGAAAUAAAAUAUAAGCUACACAUUGAGUCCUUGAGUAAAGCGUGGUUAUUAACAGAUCAAACUCAAGAAAUGCAACAGAGAAUUAUUUCAAAAACAACCACCGCAACAAGAGAAGCAUUCACUUCAAUCAUCGAAAUGGCAGAAGCUUUAGCCGGAACAGUAAAUGAAUUGAAAAAACAAUCCGGUACUGAGGUGUUUGAUGGCUGGCUUCACUUAAUUCAAACUCAUCGAAAUCAGCUGAAAGGAACACAUGUCCGUUACAACGAACAACUGAAAGAAAUGGAAUCCUUUCAGUCUGAGUACAAUGCUUCCAAGAAAAAUGCUCUUCUAACUUUAUUCAGCUCUAAUAAUGUGUAG
Didymodactylos carnosus is the source of this 1050-nucleotide messenger RNA. The record is from the annotation of a GenBank genome assembly. Lineage: Eukaryota; Metazoa; Rotifera; Eurotatoria; Philodinida; Philodinidae.